Molecule: messenger RNA, 2319 nt
Organism: Microthlaspi erraticum
Lineage: Eukaryota; Viridiplantae; Streptophyta; Magnoliopsida; Brassicales; Brassicaceae
Source: the annotation of a GenBank genome assembly
AUGGCUAAACUUGUUCCUCUCCUUCUCGUUCUCUUUUCCCUCCUCCUCCUCCACGGCGUCGAUCCAGCUCCUCCUCCGCACGCGUGCGAUCCCUCCAACCCCACGACGAAACUCUUCCAGUUCUGCCGCACUGACCUCCCGAUCAACCAGCGAGCUCGCGAUCUCGUCUCGAGGCUAACCAUAGACGAGAAGAUCUCGCAGCUUGUGAACACGGCUCCAGGGAUACCACGUCUCGGAGUUCCGGCGUACGAGUGGUGGUCGGAGGCUUUACACGGCGUAGCCGACGUUGGUCCCACUCCCGGAAUCCGGUUUAACGGAACCGUUAAAGCUGCCACUAGCUUUCCUCAAGUUAUCUUAACCGCCGCUUCUUUCGACUCCUAUCAAUGGUUCCGCAUUGCUCAAGUGAUAGGGAAGGAAGCGAGAGGAGUGUACAACGCAGGGCAAGCGAAAGGGAUGACGUUUUGGGCACCGAACAUUAACAUAUUUAGGGAUCCACGGUGGGGAAGAGGCCAAGAGACUCCCGGAGAAGAUCCGACGGUUACCGGAGCUUACGCUGUUGCUUACGUCAGAGGACUACAAGGUGACUCUUUCGACGGUAAGAAAACACUCUCCGGUGGUCAUCUCCAAGCUUCCGCUUGCUGUAAGCAUUUUACUGCUUACGAUCUUGACCGUUGGAAAGGUAUCACUCGCUACGUUUUCAAUGCUCAGGUGAGUUUGGCUGACCUGGCAGAGACAUACCAGCCACCGUUCAAGAAAUGCAUAGAAGAAGGCAGAGCCAGUGGCAUCAUGUGCGCUUACAACCGUGUCAGCGGCAUUCCCUCUUGCGCUGACCCCAACCUCCUCACUCGAACCGCACGUGGCCUCUGGCGUUUCCACGGAUACAUUACCUCCGACUGUGACGCCGUCUCAAUCAUCUACGACGAGCAAGGCUACGCCAAAACCCCAGAAGACGCCGUCGCCGACGUCCUCAAAGCCGGCAUGGACGUAAACUGCGGAUCAUACUUACAAAAACACACCAAAUCAGCUCUCCAACAGAACAAAGUGUCCGAAUCAGACAUCAACAGAGCUCUCAUCAACCUCUUCUCCGUCAGAAUCCGUCUCGGUCUCUUUAACGGCGAUCCGACCAAACUGACAUACGGAAACAUCAGCCCCAACGACGUCUGUUCUCCGUCUCACCAGUCUCUAGCCCUCGAAGCAGCUCGCAACGGCAUCGUCCUCUUGAAGAACGCGUUUAAACUCCUCCCUCUCUCCAAACGCACCGCGUCGCUGGCCGUGAUCGGUCCAAACGCUUACGCCGCGAGAACGCUUCUCGGAAACUACGCCGGCCCGCCAUGCAAGUCCGUGACGCCUCUUGACGCGAUCCGCGGUUACGUCAAGAACGCGGUUUACCACAAAGGAUGCGUCGACUCAGUGGCUUGCUCUAACGCUGCGGUCGAACAAGCGGUUGCGGUCGCGAGAAACGCUGAUCGCGUGGUGCUGGUCAUGGGACUAGACCAGACUCAAGAGAAGGAAGAUAUGGACCGUGUUGAUCUCAGCCUUCCAGGGAAGCAACGAGAGCUCAUAACAAGCGUUGCCAAAGCUUCAAAGAAUCCGGUCGUUCUUGUUCUGCUCUGCGGCGGUCCUGUCGAUGUCUCAUUCGCUACGAACGACGAUAAGAUCGGAAGCAUCAUUUGGGCUGGUUAUCCCGGAGAAGCCGGAGGGAUUGCUCUUGCUGAAAUCAUAUUCGGAGAUCACAAUCCAGGAGGGAGAUUACCGGUGACUUGGUAUCCGCAGAGCUUUGUGAAUGUGAAGAUGACGGAUAUGAGAAUGAGGUCAUCAGGUGGAUAUCCAGGAAGGACUUAUAGAUUCUACAAAGGAAGUAAAGUGUUUGAGUUUGGUCAUGGUCUAAGCUACACAACUUACGCUUACAAGUUCAGGACUCUUGCUCAAGCUCUCUAUUUGAACCAAUCCAAAGCUGAAACCAACUCGGACUCUGUUAGAUACGCUUUAGUUUCAGAAAUGGGGAGAGGAGGUUGCGAUUUGGCUAAGACUAAAGUUAGUGUUGUGGUUGAGAAUCAAGGAGAGAUGGAUGGGAAACAUCCGGUGUUGAUGUUUGCUAAGCAUGAGAGAGGAGGAGAAGAAGGGAAACGUGCAGAGAAACAGCUUGUAGGGUUUAAGAGCGUUGUGCUAAGCAAAGGAGAGGAAGCAGAGGUUGAGUUUGAGAUUGGUGUUUGUGAGAAUUUGAGCAGAGCUAAUGAAGUUGGAGUCAUGGUUGUCGAACAAGGUAAAUACUUCUUAACCGUUGGAGAUUCAGAGCUCCCUCUAUCGGUUAAUGUUUGA